AUGGCCGACAGCAAUUCCAGUAAUAGCCCAAGCGACAAUAGCAACAGCAAUGGCAAUGCUAACGGAGGGAGCGACGUAGUUGUUGCGAUUGUUGCUCUCGUCGUCUCGGUGGUCGCUCUCUUUGCAGCGACUCUACAGAUCAUGCAAGCGAUCUUUGCGUCGGCUAAAGGGCUUCCCAAUUGCACCGAAGACGUGAUGGGAGGAUGGGCGAAAGGCACGACAAAACGGCCAAAGUUCAAGGAGCUACGUCUCGAGGUUAGGUUCGAGGCGCCAAUCAUCUUUCUAGCCCCCCCAAACAACCAGAAUAAACCUGAAAAAGGAGAGAUGUGGUCCGUGGAGGGCACUGAGAAAAGUUGUACCAAGAACCGACUCGAAUAUGCCAAGAUAUUCCCAAACCCUGGACCAGCCAACGGAACCAACGACGAAAAGCCGUCUAAGCCUACUGAAAAGGUCCACACUGUCAACAACGAGCUAGCAACAUGGGUCUAUCUCCUAAUCGCCCUUGAAAGAAUGGAGAAGGAUUCCAAAGAAUGGGAGUGCAAGAAGCUCCAAGGGGAAUGGUUGCCAAGUUCCAUCAUCCCGGACCUGCCUGAGCCGACUUUGGCCGUGAAAGUACAGGCGAAGGAAAGAAGCUUCGAUGCGAACCCCUCCAUCAAGAAGCCCUAUGCAACCUCUACGAUCUCUCAUCUGGUCGAGCUAGCAGCAAUACUUGGACUCUAUUGGAGAGUCUUCGACCGAGACAACAACCAGUACCGCGCGGAAGGAAAUGGCUAUAGUCUGACUGGCUCACGUGUACCCGACUUGGGCGUCGUCUUUGUUUUUGAGAAAACUGGUCCCACUGUAUUUGAGGAGCGACGAGUGAUUCCGACAUCUGAAGUGAAGGAGCUCUGUUUUGGGCGAGUGCCAACUUUCUAUCGAGUUAAGAAGGAUCCCGACGAAGACUUGGAGUGGCAGAGGGAGUUCAAAACGUCGUCGGGAACUGGAACCAAGGUCGAAAUCCUUCAACUGAGCACUCGCGAUGCCAUUGCGGAGACUUUGACCCAGAUAGGAUGCAACGGCAAAACCACGCUCUUCUACAGAGAAGGAAAGAAAGACCGGCACCUCUUUUCUGUUACCUUCGAGGUCAUCGGCAUGCUCGCCCGAGUUUUGCACAUUGAAGGAAGAUGCUUCCGUUUCCUGCCCAAUCCAACAAUCUUCUCUUGGGACAGAGAUUCGUUGUCACUCCAGCGUCUGCUCAUCGCUUUUAGCGGACUGUUGAUGAACGAUCUCACGGUUGUUGAAGAAGAGGCGGAGACUGUCAUCGAUGAGAGGGUUGAAACUGCCGUCGAAGAUAUUAGGGCUCUUUCGGAGUCAGCGGAGGAGAUGAGCAACGAUUUUGACGAGAACCCGCCUCUAACGAGCAAAAGAAUGAGUCUCUUGCACAAAGCCAUCGAUAUGGCAGACAAAUCUCUCAAGAAACGAGACCAGGGAAUCGUGCUCGAUGUGCUACGUCGUCACCUCCAGGAAGUGUUGGCAGCCAUCAACAGUCCGGACAAAAGGGGAAAAGAACAGAUUUCGUUUCGGGACCUGCUUGGUAUCCCUUUGGAGAUGAGAGAACAAAGGUUCAUGGAAACAUACUUCGAGCGCAUACUAUGGCGUGUAGUGCCUACCAACUCUACCAAGAGGGGCAAGCGAGACGACGAGGUCGUUUCAAGAGCCAUACACGACGACACAGAGAAACGAAGAUCCCGCUUGGGUAACGGCUCACCCCAAGCCGGCAGCGCAGUCCCUCCGUCGCCGUUGAGACUUAACCCCGGAGAGUCUCCAACCAAGGCUCUAGACGACUCGACGCCCACGCCCGGCAUCAGCAGGGUCAAGACGUGGCCUCAUCGCAUCGAAACUGAGCAACCUGGUGAUCAGCCGGAACUUCCGCAGCCAAGCAAGUUGUCAGAGCUGCCACAGUGGGAGACGAUAGUACCCAACCAUAUUGAGAUGCAGCGUCUGGCAAUAUGGUAUACACUUGUAUUUAGGAUGAUUUGUUGGUUGAUGUUGCACGACUUCGACAAAAAGGAUGUGCAAGUGUCGAAAAGCAAACAAAAGGCUGCGAGCUAUUCAUUUCAACGCUCAUUCGAUCCCCGGAUCUCAUCAAACGACACCAUGACAUCGUCAUCAGAGCAGCCCGCCGCCCUAGAGGAUGGCCGGCGCAUUUAUCUAGGCAAUCUUCUCUACAGCAUCCAGCCCGUCGACAUCGAGGAGAUGCUGAAAGACAAUGGCUUUGAAGGGUACGAAAAAAUUCACAUCUCCAUGGAUCCAGUAUCGGCUCGGAAUCCCGGAUACUGCUUCGUCGAUUUCGCUGAGCGCGCAGACGCCGAACGGGCACUAUCCUCCCUUGAUGCGCGCCUUCGUGGUAGACCACUCAAGGUCGGCCCAUGCGAGCCCAAGAAGCAGAACCGGAGUCGCUGGCAAAGCGACAGAGAGCCUUCCUUCAACAGGUGGGGAGACUGGUCAGGAUCGCGGGGUGAGGGCGGCGACGAGGCUGGCAGAUCACCAGCGCGGAACGGUAGGAACGGCGGCAUCGAGAGCGGACCGUACGGCGCCAUCAAGCACUUCGACGAGGUCGUUGCGACGGAAGGGGAUGGCAGGAGACUCUAUGUUGGAGGAUUGGGUGCGAUGGUUGACCAGGCACAACAUCAGGAUGAACUGCAACAAAUUCUUGAGGGCCACAAGCCGUAG
Messenger RNA from Colletotrichum costaricense, 2712 nucleotides. Its product is annotated as modin. The transcript has 3 exons. Gene Ontology annotation, molecular function: poly(A) binding. The record is from RefSeq and is a predicted model, not a curated record. NCBI's taxonomy places the organism in Eukaryota, Fungi, Ascomycota, Sordariomycetes, Glomerellales, Glomerellaceae. Gene Ontology annotation, cellular component: nucleus. The coding region runs from base 1 to 2712 and encodes 903 amino acids.